AUGGAUAAGAUACCCUUGAAAGAAAAAAAUACAAAUUCUUAUAAUAAAAAUAAAAAAACAAAUGGUAAGGUUUUAAAACCAAAAACUAAUAAUCAUAAUAGGAAAUAUGAAAAUAUUGUUAAUUCAUCUAAUAAUAAGAGCUCAAUAAGUACUAGGGGGAUUAUUAAUCAUAUACCUAAAAAACUUGGUAAAAUAACCCAUAUUAAUAGGAAUAUAAAUGAAGAUACCCGUUAUAGAAACAAUAGUAAAAGCAGAAAAGAUAAUAUACCAAUACUGAAAGAUGAACCUUCAAAGGAUGGUCUUACAAAAGAAAAGUUAGAUCUUCUACAGGAACAAAUAAUUCAAUUGGAAACAACAGUCUUUAAUUGUGAUCAUUUUAUUUGUAGCUUUGAGAAUAUUGAAUCUAUAUAUAUACCUAGGCUAUGGUUUCUUUUCGAAUUAGAAAUGUGUCAAGAAAAGAAUUCAGUUAAAAAUCUAAGAAACAGUUGCUAUCAUAACAAAGUAUAUGAAAAUAUUGUUCCUAAUUGGCAAGCAAGCAAUACUUUAGGGCAACCUCUUACAGAAGGUUAUGAACCAUUUGAUAUCCAAACAAUUGUACUACCCAAACUUUUUUCCCAAGAUUUAAACGAGUUACAAAGAAAAAAUAAUAUUGAGGAUAUUAACCAUGUAACAGUUGAAUUAGGAAGUUUUUCAACUUCUGAACUUGAAAAGGAAGAUACUUUCCAAAAAGAAAAUGGAAUUACAACCAAAAAAAAUUAUGAAUCUCUUAAUGAUAAUAAACCAAGAAACGGGGAAACAUUCCUUUCGAAAAGAAACAUUGAUGAUAUAUUUAAUUUCUCUCUUCCCUUAGAUGCUAAACUAUUAGUUGAAUCAAGUAGUUCUAAAACAAAUUCAUUCCUAAUAGAUACAAAUAAUCUUCAAGAGAAUGACAAUAUUAAAAAUAAUAAUAAAUCUAAUGAUGCAAUUGAACCUGAUAAAUCAUUCGAAACAGAGAAAAACGACACAAAUAAGAGAAAUAAUAAGGAGAAUUUACUUUUAAAAAAAUUAAAUUUUCAAGUAGCAAAAUUUUUUUUGGAUUUAUUUUUUUUGGAUUUUUUGUUUAGUUUUUAA
Messenger RNA from Henningerozyma blattae CBS 6284, 1110 nucleotides. RefSeq names its product Mam1p (gene MAM1). The record is from RefSeq and is a predicted model, not a curated record. The transcript has a single exon. NCBI's taxonomy places the organism in Eukaryota, Fungi, Ascomycota, Saccharomycetes, Saccharomycetales, Saccharomycetaceae. Bases 1 to 1110 code for a protein of 369 amino acids.